AUGAUUACUAGAGGAAAGAAUGGAAUUUACACUCCAAAGUCCUAUUAUGCUACUAAACAUCCUUUGCAGACUGCUUUUGUAAGUCAUAUUCCCAGGAACAUUGUUGCUGCCAACAAGGAAAAGAUUUGGAGAGUAUCUUCAACUGAUGAAUACAAUGCACUUAUGAAUGCUGGCACUUGGUCAUUGGUUCCACCAGAUGAUUCUCAAAAUUUAAUUGGAUGUAAAAGGGUUUUUAGGAUUAAGUAUCAUCCAGAUGGAAGAAUUGAUAGACACAAGGCUAGAUUGGUGGCAAAGGGAUAUCAUCAACAACAAGGACUUGACUUUGAAGAAACUUUUAGCCCGGUUGCUAAGCCAACAACUAUUUGA
Messenger RNA from Papaver somniferum (opium poppy), 366 nucleotides. RefSeq lists its product as uncharacterized. The transcript has a single exon. The record is from RefSeq and is a predicted model, not a curated record. The coding region runs from base 1 to 366 and encodes 121 amino acids. NCBI's taxonomy places the organism in Eukaryota, Viridiplantae, Streptophyta, Magnoliopsida, Ranunculales, Papaveraceae.